Messenger RNA from Vitis riparia (riverbank grape), 1506 nucleotides. Its product is annotated as cytochrome P450 CYP736A12-like. Gene Ontology annotation, molecular function: heme binding; iron ion binding; oxidoreductase activity, acting on paired donors, with incorporation or reduction of molecular oxygen. Lineage: Eukaryota; Viridiplantae; Streptophyta; Magnoliopsida; Vitales; Vitaceae. Bases 1 to 1506 code for a protein of 501 amino acids. The record is from RefSeq and is a predicted model, not a curated record. The transcript is spliced from 2 exons.
AUGGCUCUCUUCACCAUUCCUAUUCUCCUAGUCCUCCUUGCAGCCUUUUGGAUCACUUUAUCACAGCUCAAACACAUCACAACCCACCGGAAACUGCCACCGGGUCCCUGGGGGUUACCAAUUAUUGGUAGCCUCCACUUGUUGGGCAAUCUUCCUCACCGCAGCCUUAGCCGCUUAGCCAAGAAGUAUGGGUCCAUCAUGUUUAUGCGACUGGGGUCUGUUCCAACUAUCGUAGUCUCAUCGCCCCAGGCUGCCAAGUUAUUUCUCAAAACCCAUGAUGUUGUAUUUGCCAGCCGGGCUAAACUGCAAGGAGUCGAGUACUUGACCUAUGGGACAAAGGGCAUUGCCUUUAGCGAGUAUGGUCUCUACUUGCGUAAUGUUAGAAAAUUGUGUGCAUUAAAGCUUUUUAGUACUGCUAAAAUCAAUUCCUUUGCCUCAAUGAGGAGGGAGGCGAUAGGGUUGUUUGUGCAGUCACUAAAAGAAAUGGCGGCAGCAGGAAACGUGGUGGAUAUUAGUACAAGGGUUGCCGAGGUCAUCGAAGAUAUGGCGUACAGGAUGGUUUUUGGACACGACAAGGAUGAGAUGAUUGACCUGAAAACCCUAAUUGGAGAGGCCACCAGCUUGGCUGGAACUUUCAAUAUUGCAGAUUACUUGCCCUUCUUAGGGUCAUUUGACCUUCAGGGAUUGACUCGACGCUUCCAGGCAGCCAGUGAAGCUAUAGAUGAAGUCUUGGAGAAAAUAAUUGACAAGCAUACAAAAGAUGCUAGGGAUGGAGUGAAUCAUAUGAAUUUCAUGGACAUCAUGCUAUCACUGAUGAGUAAGUCCAAUGAUUUUAAAGAUGAGCCUUUGUACGCCAUUGAUCGAACAAAUGUCAAAGCAAUCGUAUUGGACAUCCUUGUUGGUGGAAUUGACUCUUCGCUUAUUUCCGUCAACUGGGCUCUCGCAGAACUACUACGACAUCCAAGGGUGAUGAAAAAGGUUCAAGAAGAGUUGAAGAAUGUUGUUGGCAUGGGUCGAACAGUAGAAGAGAGUGAUUUGAAAAGUUUAAUUUACAUGAAUAUGGUGUUGAAGGAAGCCUUGAGACUACACCCAGUCGGACCUUUCUUGAUCCCACGUGAGUCUGUAGAGCAUAGCACAAUCAAUGAGCAUUACAUACCUAAGAAAGCAAGAAUUCUCAUAAAUACAUGGGCCAUUGGAAGAGACCCUGACGCUUGGUCCAAUAAUGCAGAGGAAUUCUUUCCUGAGAGGUUCAUUGAUAACAAUAUAGAUCUUUAUGGACAUGAUUUUGAGCUUAUUCCAUUUGGAUCAGGCCGGCGAAGGUGUCCUGGAAUUCAACUAGGUCUAAUAACUGUUCAACUUAUACUAGCUCAGUUGGUGCAUUGUUUUGAUUGGGAGUUACCAAAUGACAUGUCACCUAGUGACUUGAACAUGAGAGAGAAAUUUGGUUUAACAAUGCCCAGAGCUAAUCACUUGAUUGCCAAGCCAACUUAUCGUUUGCAUAUCUAA